AUGCUGAAGGUACUGUGCCUCUUAUGUAGUUUUAAUCAUAGUACAGUAGAUAUUAACGUCAAAUGUCCCCAUAAUUUUCUCGUGUUUUAUAUUUCAAAUUUAGAAGCUUGCCCAUUGCCUGCAUCACUUCCAAAAUCAAAAGGAGACGAAGAUAGCUGGUCUUUACUAAUUCAGAAGAUUUUGUUAUCCAUCAAUAGUCACUUGAAUGAGGCCUUCCAAGGCAUCGGUGAAGAUUCAAAAGGCAUUGAAGUUGUAAGGUUACUGAUUCUACCAGGAAAAGAUCCUCCACCACCUUUAGGUUGUUGUUCACAAUCAGAAGGUUCCUUGGACAAAAUAAAAAAGAGCUCAGAGCGGAUGUUAACAUCUAGUAUUUCAACCUUGAUGGUUUGCUGUUCCACAAUGAUAACAAGUUCAUACAACCAUCAGGUGGCAGUUCCCAUUCGCCCGUUAUUAGCUCUUGUUGAGAGAGUGCUGACGAUGGAUGGUUCUUUGCCACCCACUUCAGUGCCAUUUAUGACAUCUCUGCAGCAAGAAUCAAUGUGUUUAGAACUUCCGGUGCUGCAUUCAGUCAGUUUGGAUCUCCUCGUUCCAUCAUUAAGAGCCUUCGCAGUGAGGCAUCUACUAUUCAACUACACGACUAUAUACCAUAAAACCUUUAUGCAGACCCAGACUUUUUCAGUAAUCAAUACCCAUCCAUAA
Molecule: messenger RNA, 699 nt
Organism: Cucumis sativus (cucumber)
Lineage: Eukaryota; Viridiplantae; Streptophyta; Magnoliopsida; Cucurbitales; Cucurbitaceae
Exons: 3
Coding region: 1-699 (232 amino acids)
Biological process (GO): rRNA processing
Cellular component (GO): nucleus
Source: RefSeq, a predicted model, not a curated record